Molecule: messenger RNA, 609 nt
Organism: Pediculus humanus corporis (human body louse)
Lineage: Eukaryota; Metazoa; Arthropoda; Insecta; Psocodea; Pediculidae
Product: homologous pairing protein, putative
Exons: 2
Coding region: 1-609 (202 amino acids)
Biological process (GO): homologous chromosome pairing at meiosis; meiotic joint molecule formation; meiotic strand invasion involved in reciprocal meiotic recombination
Cellular component (GO): DNA recombinase auxiliary factor complex; condensed nuclear chromosome
Molecular function (GO): double-stranded DNA binding; recombinase activator activity
Source: RefSeq, a predicted model, not a curated record
AUGGCAUCGAAUAAUAAUUGUGAAGAAAGUGUUUUAGAUUAUUUACGUCGUCAAAAUCGACCUUACAGUGUUGUGGACAUUGUUCAAAAUUUAAGAAAUGAGUUUAGUAGAGUAGCUGUUCAAAAGGCACUCGACGAUUUAUCGUUAAAAAAAGUUAUAAAAGAAAAAGUUUACGGUAAGCAAAAAGUUUAUUCGUUUAUGCAAUCAGAUGAAAACGAUUCGAUAAAAGAAAUACAAGAUUUAGACAGAGAAAUUAUAACUCUGACGACUAAUAUUGAAAAACUAGAACAAGAAUUUAAAAUAUCUGAAGCGGAAUUAAAAAAUUUACUUAAAGAACCUACAACCCAAGAUGCUUUAUUGGAAAAAAUCGAAUUAGAAGAAACAAUUCGAAAGAUGGAGAAUGAAGUUGAAAAUACAAUACAACCUUCUCUGGAAGAAUUUUCAGAAGAAGAAAAAAAUCAACUUGAUAAACAAUAUGAAAAAUAUUUAAAAGAAUAUAAAAUACAUGCAAUUUUAGAAGGUUAUCCUAAAAAAGCAAAAUAUUUAAUAGAAGAAAUAGGGAUUGAAAUGGAUGAUGAUGAUAAUGAUAAUAUCGAAAACACAUCAUAA